Molecule: messenger RNA, 2310 nt
Organism: Carassius carassius (crucian carp)
Lineage: Eukaryota; Metazoa; Chordata; Actinopteri; Cypriniformes; Cyprinidae
Product: potassium voltage-gated channel subfamily G member 3-like
Exons: 2
Coding region: 258-1526 (422 amino acids)
Biological process (GO): protein homooligomerization; potassium ion transmembrane transport
Cellular component (GO): voltage-gated potassium channel complex; membrane
Molecular function (GO): protein binding; delayed rectifier potassium channel activity
Source: RefSeq, a predicted model, not a curated record
AGACUAGAGUUUAGAUGAUGCACAAAGCAAGAAGUCACUUUCCCACUGUUCUCCAAACUGACUCGCGCACAAUCUGGGGAAAAAAAAUCAUUUUAGAAUCUAAGAUAGCUGCUGAGUUGGACUCGCGAGUUUGGAGCUGUUUAUUUUUUCUCGCGCUUACAGAAACAUACUGGAUUUUAACUAUGACCAUCAUUAAGCCAUAUUGUGUGUCGCGUCUCUUUUUUUCGCUCGAAUCGGUGGUGCAAAUCUGAUCCAAAAUGAAGUUUGGGAAGAAUAUAUGCAUCCUAAACGUUGGUGGCACUAAGUAUGCUUUCACCAGAGAAGUUAUAAAGGAUUUUCCCCUGCGAAGAGUGAGCAGACUCCACAGCUGUUCCUCAGAAAAAGAGGUCUUGGAGGUUUGUGAUGAUUAUGACCGAGAGAGGAACGAGUUUUUCUUCGACAGGCACUCCGAGGCGUUUGUCUUUAUUAUGCUUUACGUGCGAUCUGGAAAGCUUAGGUUCGUCCCGCAGAUGUGCGAGCUUUCCUUUUACAACGAGAUGAUCUACUGGGGCCUGGAGAGCUCGCAUUUGGAGUUUUGUUGCCAGCGGCGACUGGAGGAUAGGAUGUCCGACACUUACACGUACUUUUCGGAGGAGGACAUCAAGGCAGAGGUGGAGUCCAGAGGUGAGGAGGAUCAGGUCACCCGGUUCGCCUCUGAGGGAGGGAACGCGCGGUGGCUGGAGAGGAUGAGGAGGACUUUUGAGGAACCAGCUUCCUCUGUCGCUGCGCAGAUCCUGGCAUCCGUGUCAGUGGUUUUUGUCAUUAUGUCUAUGGUCAUCCUUUGCGCGAGCACUCUGCCGGACUGGGAUACAGCAAAAAACAACACGGUGGAAGAACACAGGAUCAUCGAGGCAGUAUGCAUUGGCUGGUUCACUGCCGAAUGCAUAGUGCGCUUCAUUGUCUCACGGGACAAAUGUGAGUUUGUGUGCUGCCCCCUUAACAUUAUUGACCUCCUGGCGAUCACGCCUUACUACGUGUCUGUCGCUGUGACAGCGCUGACAGGAGAAAACCCUCAACUACAGCGAGCAGGAGUCACCCUGCGUGUACUACGAAUGAUGCGCAUCUUUUGGCUUAUAAAGCUGGCGCGUCACUUCCUCGGGCUGCAGACGCUCGGGCUUACGCUGCGCAGGUGUUACCGCGAAAUGGUCAUGCUGCUGGUGUUUGUCUUCGUCGCAAUGGCGAUAUUCAGCGCCCUGGCACAGCUGUUGGAGCAUGGCCUUGACCUGGAGACUAGCAAUGAGGACUACGCCAGCAUUCCGGCAGCCUGCUGGUGGGUUAUUAUCUCCAUGACGACUGUCGGCUAUGGAGACAUGUACCCCAUCACCAUUCCUGGACGCGUGCUGGGUGGCGUGUGUGUCGUGAGUGGCAUUGUGCUUCUGGCUCUGCCCAUUACCUUUAUCUACCACAGCUUUGUGCAGUGCUACCACGAACUCAAAUUCCGCUCAGCACGGUGCGUGCGAAGUCUCUCUUCUGAGUUUCUCAAUUAACUGUAGCAUAGAUCGUCCUGAGAACUUGCUGGUCUUCAGCUUAGUAAUAUCACCUGCUCUUCUGUGCCUUUAUAUUAAAUCAAGAUUCUGAAAUAUAGUUUAAGGAACACGCUACGUCUGAUGUGGAAAAAUCAGCAUUUAGACUCUCUGUGCGGACCUAUUAUAUCCAAAUAAUAACACAAGUACCUCUGUCCUCAAGGACACAUGGAAUUCAUUGAUUUUGUACAAUACAGCCAUCUGGAGCAAUUCCUGUCCAUCCUGGGGCUAAAAGAAUUGUACAAAAGAGGCAAAUCCCCAGCCCAAAGCUGGAAAGUGCACAAUAAAGCAUUACGAUCCAAAGGAAAUACAUUAGCCAAUGUUUAUGUUGUAACCCCCUUCUUGUGUGAACAAACAAAACCGAUCCAACAGCAUUUCCUGUGUAUGAAAUGGACAACUGUGGCAUUUGACAACUACAGAUGGCCAGGCUGCCUGGAACGGGCAUCUGGUGGGACCUUGUGUCCUGACAGUGCUCAGCCUAGAAGGAGCUUACACGAAUUCUCAUGUUUCCAUGGAGAGGUCCCCUUGACUUGCUAAAUCAUUAAUUCAGCUCCCAAUAAAGUGCAAAGCAAGGGAAACUAAAGUAAAAAGGUUUUAGAGUGGCCAAAUAGAAGCAUCUGAGCAUAAUAUGGAAGCAAAUACUGUGAAAAGGCCUGCUUACACCAAGGACGGUAACUAAUAUGAUAAUGAUAAAGAUAAAGAUAAGUCCCCCUGCAGUCAAUGAUUUAACUCCUUUAUCCUUUAAAAC